Lizanozyma spartinae is the source of this 600-nucleotide messenger RNA. RefSeq names its product adenylyl-sulfate kinase (gene MET14). The coding region runs from base 1 to 600 and encodes 199 amino acids. The record is from RefSeq and is a predicted model, not a curated record. Gene Ontology annotation, biological process: sulfate assimilation. The transcript has a single exon. Lineage: Eukaryota; Fungi; Ascomycota; Pichiomycetes; Serinales; Debaryomycetaceae. Gene Ontology annotation, molecular function: adenylylsulfate kinase activity; ATP binding.
AUGGCUACUAAUAUCACCUGGCACGACAACUUAAGUCACGAAGAAAGAGCUGCUUUGAGAAAGCAAGGAGGUGCAACUAUUUGGUUCACUGGUUUAAGUGCCAGUGGUAAAUCUACAAUUGCUUGUGCUCUCGAACAAGCACUUUUACAAAGAGGAAUCAAUUCCUAUAGAUUAGAUGGUGAUAAUGUUAGAUUUGGGUUGAAUAAGGAUUUAGGUUUCAGUGAAGCUGAUAGAAAUGAGAAUAUUAGAAGAAUUGCUGAAGUUUCCAAAUUAUUUGCUGAUUCUUGUACUAUUGCUUUAACUUCAUUCAUUUCUCCAUAUAAGAAGGAUAGAGAUUCUGCUCGUGUUUUACAUGAACAAGGAGGUUUACCAUUUGUUGAAGUAUAUGUUGAUGUUCCAAUUGAUGUUGCUGAAACCAGAGAUCCAAAGGGUUUAUAUAAAAAGGCAAGAGAAGGUAUUAUUAAAGAAUUCACUGGUAUUAGUGCACCAUAUGAAGCUCCAGAAAAACCAGAAAUCCAUUUAAAAAAUUAUGGUGAUUUAACUGUUGAACAAGCUGCUCAACAAGUUAUUGAAUAUUUGGAAUCAAAGAAAUAUAUUUAA